Messenger RNA from Nicotiana attenuata, 1671 nucleotides. RefSeq lists its product as uncharacterized. The record is from RefSeq and is a predicted model, not a curated record. Lineage: Eukaryota; Viridiplantae; Streptophyta; Magnoliopsida; Solanales; Solanaceae. The transcript is spliced from 3 exons. Bases 1 to 1671 code for a protein of 556 amino acids.
AUGUCAUCUGAGGGUCAUCUACCAACGGUUCCUAUCCCCGAGGAUAGCCCGAUUUCGGCCAUCCCAACUUCGAAAUCAGCCGCUGCAGAGGAAAACAGAAUUCUGCGUCUCCGCAUGAUGGAAAUGUGGGAUGCCUGGUCUAAUGGUAAGGAACCACCAAGUGUGAUCCCUGGAUUCCCCGAGCUACUUCCCAGGGUGUUGAUGUCAGGCACAACCUCCAAUAUAUUCACUGCGCCACCUUCUUCAGCCCCGGCGCAACCCACUCUGCCAAGGCCAAACUUUGAUCCAUCAUCCUUCACCUUUCAAGCACCAUCUUUCCCACUAGAACCUACCCAGUUCACUACCAAUACUUACCCUCAGCAUCCCCGGUACGAGUUUACCCCGGGACAGGAGAAAACCUCAAAGAACCCUGAACAAGAGGAGAUUGCCCGAAAAAUGAGGAGUAUGGAGCAAAGUCUAAAAAAUAUACAAGGUUUGAAUGGGCAAAAGAGCGUAUCUUACGCUGACCUGUGUAUGUUCCCACACGUGCAUCUACCCUUGGGUUUCAAAACCCCGAAGUUUGAAAAGUAUGACGGGCAUGGGGAUCCCAUAGCCCACCUCAAAAGGUACUGCAAUCAAUUGCGGGGAGCAGGUGGAAAAGAAGAGCUCCUCAUGGCUUAUUUUGGAGAGAGCCUGGUCGGUAUUGCUUCUGAAUGGAACUCAUUGUCAAAUCUAAAGAAAAAGUCCUCGGAAAGCUUCCGAGAGUAUGCUGUCAAAUGGCACGAACAAGCAGCCAGAGUCAAACCUCCAAUGGAUGAAGUGGAGAUGGUCAGUGUUUUUCUUCAAGCCCAAGAGGCAGAUUAUUUUCAGAAUAUGAUGUCUGCGAUGGGAAAACCAUUUGCCGAAGCCAUCAAAAUUGGCGAAAUGGUCGAGAAUGGGUUAAAAACAGGGCGUAUAUUGAGUCAGUCUGCUAUAAGGGCUACCUCCCAAGCCAUUCAAGGUGGGUUUGGAGGUGUAGCAAACCGAAAGAAGAAGGAAGAAGCGGCAAUGGCAACUUCAAGUGUAAGAAAACCCCAUCCAUCCAAACCUUACUUCGAUACAAGUACCCCACAACAUUACUAUCCCCAUCAAGAUGCGGCCUAUGCUAUGGCUCCUCGGCCAUACGCAGUGAUGAAUGCACAACCAUACGUUAAGCCACAACAACAAUUCAAUCAAAACCAAGCUCCAUUUCCCAGAAAUCAACCUCCUUACCAAGCUCAGUACAAUCCCCGACCUCUACAGAACAACUUCCCCUACAAUGCCCGCACCCUGGAACCACCCAAGAUGGCAAACUUCACACCCAUUGGUGAGUCAUAUUCCAGCCUUUUCCCCAAACUUGUCCAGAUGGGUUUGUUGCAGCCUGUACCCCAAACCAUGCAGAACCCAGCGUCGCCCGCUUACAGAGCCGGUACUCGAUGUGCUUACCACUCAGGGGCGGAAGGGCAUGAUACAGAUGAUUGUUGGACCCUAAAAAGGGCUGUGGAAAACCUCAUAGAACAGAAGCGAAUAGUGCUAAAGGACGAAGACGUUCCUAAUGUAACCAACAAUCCAUUACUGGCUCACAAUAACGGGCCGAUUAUUGGAAUGAUCUGUGAAGAUAGAGAGUUUGAACCAGCUCUAAAAGCCAUCAUUGCCAUAGCCGAUGUGGAAUAG